ACUUUCUGUGAUCUCAUGGUCAGAGUCCAACCAGAGAAAUCCAGAGAUAAUCUGGAUGAUGAAGUUAUGGACUAUCAGUUCCACCAGUUCGGACCACCUGAUAACAGCUCCCUAAGUGGAGAAAUCAAAAUCACUACACAACCAGGUAUGAAGAGGAUCGUGGCGUUUGUCCUGUAUGGCUUCCUGGUGCUGUUGCUGUUAAUUCUGCUGAUGGUCACUGGGAUAAAAUUUUCCCAGUUAAACAAGGAAAUCACUGAUGUCAAACUUCACCUUGAGAGUAUGAGUCAUGCAGGAGUAUCUUCACCGUCCAGUUCGGUGGCUUUCCAAACUGCAAGUGAAACAACUGUACAGAAAGAAGCCCAAGUUACAGGAGCGUGUAAGGAUGGAUGGACGUCUUUCAGUGAAAGCUGCUACCUGCUGUCCACCACUGCAGCUACCUGGAUCAAAGCACAAUCUCUGUGCGUAGCACAGGGAGGACACCUGCUGGUCCUCAACAAUGUAGAGGAGCUGGACUACAUUUCAUCAGUUGUUCAGAUCUAUUCCAACUACUGGAUUGGACUUGUGGAGCGACACGAGGAGGGACACUGGACCUGGGUGGAUGGGACUGACUUCUCCUCAACCCCAACUUUCUGGGAUGAAGGUCAGCCUGACAACUGGGCCUUAAGAGAGAACGGAGAGGACUGCGGGCAGCUUCACGCCUCUGACCGACGCAAACGCAAGAGGUGGAACGAUGCAGACUGCAGCCUGCAGUACCAGUACAUCUGUGAACACAGGGCAUGAGAGACAGCCGACCUCUCUGAGCUGCUGAGCCCACACCAACAUCACAGGCCUGAUUUGUUGGGGGGAAAAUGGCAGAAAUUAAAACGGAUGCAAAUUAUGUUUCUGAUAUCACUUUAUAAUUAAGAGUGUGGAUCACAAAAAGCUGAAAUUUGCAUACACAUCUUUGAAACUUUAAUAAAAUAAUGACUACGAUUACAAUA
Seriola aureovittata is the source of this 980-nucleotide messenger RNA. It is a transcript of the gene asgrl1, whose product is annotated as asialoglycoprotein receptor-like 1. The record is from RefSeq and is a predicted model, not a curated record. NCBI's taxonomy places the organism in Eukaryota, Metazoa, Chordata, Actinopteri, Carangiformes, Carangidae. The coding region runs from base 16 to 780 and encodes 254 amino acids. The transcript has 8 exons.